AGUGGGAAAUGGGUACGAACCAAGCUCCACCCCCACCCCACCAUACGCGUUUACCUUCUCUGCUUUAAAACUCUCUCUCCCUCCGCCUGUCGGUAUCUCUUCCCCCCUAUUUGCAGGGGUACAUUGAUCGUGGAUCGUGUUCUUGUCCUCAAAAUACGAUCACAAAUCCUUUCCAGCCAGGCCCGCCUCUGUUUCUUUACCCGUCUAUGUCUCUUUCUCCCUCUCUUUGAAGAGAAAUGAAUUUCGAUUUCCCUUCAGAUCCGUGGAAUCCAACCCAUUUUUUCUUUGCAAUAUUAUCUUGUGUCUCUCGUUUUUACUAAAUUCAUCAAUAUCCAGAUCUUGAUACGCCCAAACCCUAACAGAUCCUAUCCAAGUUCUUGUCAUAGUACAGCCCAACUUGCCUGCAUAUUGCCUAUUUGUAUUUUUUCCUUCUGUUUGGUUGUUGAUAAAAUCUCAUCUCAUCUCAUCUCAUCUCAGCCGCCCGAUCAAUACCUACCUCCGAAAAUGAAGGGUUCAAGUCGAUUUUUCACGAUCGGGCUCGUGGCCUCUUGGUACUCCUCCAACAUUGGGGUCCUCUUGCUCAACAAAUAUUUGCUCAGCAACUACGGCUUCAAGUACCCGAUCUUCCUGACCAUGUGCCACAUGACCGCUUGCUCUCUGCUCAGCUAUAUUGCCAUCGCAUGGAUGAAGGUUGUCCCCAUGCAGACAAUUCGGUCCCGGGUCCAGUUCUUCAAGAUCUCUGCACUCAGCCUCGUCUUCUGCAUCUCGGUCGUCUUUGGCAACGUUUCGCUCCGCUUCUUGCCCGUCUCCUUCAACCAGGCUAUUGGGGCCACGACGCCGUUUUUCACUGCUGUGUUUGCCUACCUCAUGACCUUGAAGAGGGAGGCUUGGCUUACCUAUGUGACCCUCAUUCCUGUUGUCACCGGGGUGAUCAUAGCAAGCGGGGGUGAACCGAGUUUCCAUCUGUUUGGGUUCAUAAUGUGUGUAGCAGCUACGGCUGCGAGGGCGCUUAAAUCUGUUCUACAAGGGAUUUUGCUGUCUUCUGAAGGGGAGAAGCUGAAUUCUAUGAACCUCCUGCUUUACAUGGCUCCAAUAGCUGUUGUCUUUCUGCUACCCGCAACACUUAUUAUGGAAGAAAAUGUGGUUGGCAUCACCCUGGCUCUAGCUAGAGACGAUAUAAAGAUCAUAUGGUACUUACUAUUCAAUUCGUCGCUGGCAUAUUUUGUGAACCUGACCAACUUUUUGGUCACAAAACACACCAGUGCUCUCACUCUCCAGGUACUGGGAAAUGCAAAAGGAGCUGUUGCUGUGGUGGUUUCAAUUUUAAUUUUCAGAAAUCCUGUCUCGGUUACUGGAAUGCUCGGUUACUCGCUCACAGUCUUUGGAGUUAUACUGUACAGUGAAGCCAAGAAACGAAGCAAAUGAUAUCAUUAUGGGAGAGGAUGAAGUGGAUGUUCCUAUAUUUUGAUUUUCUAAAAGCAAGUAUAGCAUCAACGCCCGUGGAGGGGGGGGAUUUGGGCCACAUGCUAACAGUUGGUAGCAUGAGCAGUAUAUUGCCCUCUAAUUUUUGCCUGGAAGCCCAGAGAUUGGCUUCCACUUGUAUCAGCAACAACCCAGAUUAGCCAAAAAGUAGAAAAGUUCAAUAAGUGACUUAUAUGCAUCUAUUACUCCCUGUUUGGGGUUUUGGAAUGCCUUUUUGUUUUUUGUUUCUUUUUUUAAAUUAUUGACUAUUAUUAUUCUUUCAGGAAAUGGCUGUAGAUUGGGUCUAUACACAAUCGAUAUGUUAAUUAACAUUUCACAUAUAUUGAUUAAUUAAUGAAAAUCAUUCAUUAUCUUGCCA
Carya illinoinensis is the source of this 1840-nucleotide messenger RNA. Its product is annotated as probable sugar phosphate/phosphate translocator At3g11320. Lineage: Eukaryota; Viridiplantae; Streptophyta; Magnoliopsida; Fagales; Juglandaceae. The transcript is spliced from 4 exons. The record is from RefSeq and is a predicted model, not a curated record. Gene Ontology annotation, cellular component: Golgi apparatus. Bases 505 to 1425 code for a protein of 306 amino acids. Gene Ontology annotation, molecular function: antiporter activity.